This is a messenger RNA of Dovyalis caffra, 741 nucleotides long. Lineage: Eukaryota; Viridiplantae; Streptophyta; Magnoliopsida; Malpighiales; Salicaceae. The record is from the annotation of a GenBank genome assembly.
AUGAGCGUGAUUGACAUAUUAACUCGAGUAGACGCGAUCUGCACUAAAUAUGACAAAUACGACGUGGAAAGGCAAAAAGAUCUCAAUAUCUCCGGCGACGAUGCCUUCGCUCGCCUCUACGCCACCGUUGAUUCUGACAUUGAAGCCGCUCUUCAGAAAGCAGAGCUUGCUUCCAAGGAGAAAGGUAAGGCCUCUGCAGUUGCUAUAAACGCAGAGCUUCGUCGAACCAAGGCUAGAUUGCUUGAGGAAGUCCCUAAGUUGCAGAGAUUAGCAAUAAAGAAGGUUAAAGGGCUUUCUACAGAGGAACUUGCUGCACGAAAUGAUUUGGUCCUUGCAUUGCCAGAUAGGAUUCAAGCUAUACCAGAUGGAACUUCAGCUGCACCCAAACAAACUGGAGGUGGGCAGUUUGAUAAUGAAUACUUUCAAGAAAGUGAGACGUCUAGUCAAUUCAGGCAGGAGUACGAAAUGCGUAAAAUGAAGCAGGAUCAAGGUUUGGAUAUGAUUUCAGAAGGUUUAGACACUCUGAAGAAUGUGGCUCAUGACAUGAAUGAGGAGGUAGACAGGCAAGUCCCGUUGAUGGACGAAAUUGACACUAAGGUGGACAAGGCAUCUGCUGACCUUAAGAAUACCAAUGUUAGGCUUAAACACACUGUUAACCAGUUGAGAUCUAGUCGGAAUUUCUGUAUUGAUAUUGUUUUGUUGAUCAUAAUCCUUGGAAUAGCUGCCUACUUGUACAAGUAA